GGGCGCAGGCGCAGGUGCGGGGCUGCUCCGCCGCCCGCAGCGUAAACAAGGGGCUGGCGGCGAUGAGGAGGCCGCGGGUGUGCGGCGGGGAGCGGGACCGCCGGGGUUGAGGUUCCGUUGUCUGUCGGAGGAUUGGGUGUGUGUGUGUGUGUGUUUCCCUCAGCCCCUCCAUCUCCCGCCGGACGGGGGUGGUGAGGGCCGUCCCGCCAUGAACUUGGCCAGUCAGAGCGGCGACGCCGGCAGCGGCCAUCUGCUCUUCGCCAACUUCAACCAGGACAACACAUCCCUUGCAGUUGGCAGUAAAUCAGGUUACAAAUUCUUCUCUCUUUCUUCUGUGGACAAAUUGGAGCAGAUCUAUGAAUGCACUGACACAGAAGAUGUGUGCAUUGUGGAGAGGCUCUUCUCCAGUAGUCUGGUGGCCAUAGUCAGCCUUAAAGCUCCACGCAAGCUGAAAGUUUGUCACUUUAAGAAGGGGACAGAGAUUUGCAACUACAGUUACUCCAACACCAUCUUAGCUGUCAAACUCAAUAGACAGAGGCUGAUAGUCUGUCUGGAAGAGUCUCUUUACAUACACAACAUACGAGACAUGAAGGUAUUACAUACAAUCAGGGAGACACCUCCUAAUCCUGCAGGGCUGUGUGCUUUAUCAAUAAACAAUGAUAACUGUUACCUGGCCUAUCCAGGAAGUGCAACUAUUGGAGAAGUACAAGUCUUUGACACCAUCAAUCUGAGAGCUGCUAAUAUGAUCCCAGCUCAUGAUAGUCCCUUGGCUGCUUUGGCAUUUGACGCCAGUGGGACUAAACUUGCCACUGCAUCAGAAAAGGGGACAGUAAUAAGAGUGUUUUCCAUUCCAGAGGGACAAAAGCUCUUUGAAUUCCGAAGGGGAGUGAAGAGGUGUGUGAGCAUCUGUUCAUUGGCCUUCAGCAUGGAUGGCAUGUUUCUGUCUGCAUCCAGUAACACAGAGACAGUGCACAUCUUCAAACUUGAGACUGUGAAAGAAAAACCUCAGGAAGAGCCUACAACCUGGACAGGUUAUUUUGGGAAAGUACUGAUGGCCUCAACCAGCUAUCUGCCCUCUCAAGUAACAGAAAUGUUCAACCAGGGCAGAGCCUUUGCUACGGUCCGACUGCCGUUCUGUGGGCACAAAAACAUCUGUGCCCUCGCCACAAUCCAGAAGAUCCCUCGUUUAUUGGUGGGAGCUGCUGAUGGAUAUCUCUACAUGUACAACCUCGACCCCCAAGAAGGAGGAGAGUGCACACUAAUGAAACAGCACAAGCUUGAUGGCAGCAUGGAGCCAGCCAACGAAAUCCUGGAGUCUGCAUCCCACGACCGGCCCUUGGUAGCACAGACGUACAGUGCUGCUGUGACUAAAGGUACAUAUGUGCCUUCCUCACCCACCAGGCAUGCCUAUACAGAUGACCUGGGUGCUGUGGGUGGAGUUUGCCUGGAAGAUGAAACCAACUCACUUAGAUUGGAUGAAGACAGUGAGCAUCCUCCCAUGAUCCUUCGGACAGACUGAACCUUGACCUGUGAACUCACUCACUCCUGAAGCAGAGAACACUGGCUUGAUGUUUCCUGAGGAAUCUCGUGUUAUGCUGCUAUGAACUUUGACAUGAGUUGGGAGAGAGGAUGACAGACUCUUGCAGUUUUAAGUCGUAGCUGUAGUUCUAAUUCUAUACAAUUGGACAAAUAUAUGGUUUUCAAUUCAGUGGCUUUUAAUCUUGCUUAUCUAUUUUAGCUGUGUUUAUUUUUAUUUUUUUGUUGCCAAAACCUGCUGUUUGUGCAGCCCUCAGAGCCUGAUAGCUUUGCAUGCGUUCAUGUGCCAAGCAAGCAUAGGAGGGGGAGAGAGAGAAGCCACUUUAUAGCAAACUCAAGUUUGUAUUUUUUUUUAUAUAUGUAUAUAAUAUUUAGCUUAUAUAAGGAAGGAGUCAAGAAGUGGUUCUGGAAGCUGAGACUAGUUCUGCACUGACAAAGGUCCAAAUGGUUUCCUGUGCAUGGGCUUGCAGGCAUACCUAGUGACUGACAUGCAACCUUUCAGAUGCAAUGGCCUGGGUUUUUUUUGUUUUGUUUUUUUGGGGUUCUCCCUCCCCUUUCCUGGACCAUUUUGUUAAUUAAAAUUCCUUCUGAAUGUUGUGUAUUUGUGGGACUGUUCUGUUUGCUGGGAUGGAAAACUGGAUGUGUUUCCCUGCAUAAGGAUAUAGAAUAUGGAAAGUGCCUUUACAGGGAAGAAAAGGAGGUGCUGCAGGAGGAAAGUAGCAUGGAGGAGGAACUGCUGGAGACUUGGUUGUACAACUUUAGUAUUUGGCUGUCUGCUAGUGGCUGUUGAGUUUCUGGGUAUUUUUUUUGAGAAGACUUGGAAUGCACUUUCUUUCUUUCCUGUAGAUUGUCUUAUUUCCUUGGCAGAGUAGCAAUAACUUGUUUUUUUUUUAUACUGUUUUAAUUAUCCAAAGAAGGAUUAUGUCAGGCUGGAUGGAAGUCCCUAUAGAGUAUGGCAGCCUCACUCUUGAAACAGCCUUAAGGUUUUCAGCUGGAAGGCUCAGCUCUCAGUUCUUGCUUCUCUUCAGGCUGGGGCUGCUGCUGGUGUACUGCUCUAACUGGUGGUUUAUGAUUUAUUUGUUUUCCAUAAAAUGCUGUAAAUAUAAAUGAUGUAGAAAGAUAAAUUUUGUUCUGGGUUCUCUUCUGCUGGAUAACAGUGCUUUUUUUUUUUUGCUUUUUUUUUUAUUUCACCUUUCAUCAGAGUAUUUCUUGUGAUAUGCUCCAAGGACUGGUUGUCUCUUUGGCAGUUUGGGAAUAAAUCCAUAACUGCCCUGCCCCUGGCUCUGUCUUUCCAAGGCUGAGCAGUGCUGCAGACUAUUUUUAGGGUUGUAAUGUGCCUUCUCUUAAGUCUUGGGUAACAGUAAGUGAGCAAGUGAUUAGCUAAGUACUUGGUGAGUGUUACCUUCCUUUGCCAAAACCAGCCUGCUUUGCCUUUUGUGUAGCAAUGUGGGUUGCUUCCUUUUCCUCUACUGACUGCUUGCAAAAAGAAAAAGGGAGGGGAGAAAAAAAAAA
This is a messenger RNA of Calypte anna (Anna's hummingbird), 3048 nucleotides long. RefSeq names its product WD repeat domain, phosphoinositide interacting 2 (gene WIPI2). Gene Ontology annotation, cellular component: extrinsic component of membrane; phagophore assembly site membrane; cytosol. The transcript is spliced from 12 exons. NCBI's taxonomy places the organism in Eukaryota, Metazoa, Chordata, Aves, Apodiformes, Trochilidae. Gene Ontology annotation, biological process: nucleophagy; autophagy of mitochondrion; protein lipidation. Gene Ontology annotation, molecular function: phosphatidylinositol-3,5-bisphosphate binding; protein binding; phosphatidylinositol-3-phosphate binding. The coding region runs from base 209 to 1519 and encodes 436 amino acids. The record is from RefSeq and is a predicted model, not a curated record.